UCUAAGCUCUUCCUCUGUCACUGCUCCGCCCAUGAGAGAAACACCCGCAGGGGAAGUUUCCUGUUCCCAGCCCAGUCUGGGUCCAAGCUGGCAGAGAUGGACCAUCUAAAACCCGAGGUCCUCCCAGCCAGGCACUGCUGCCCCUCCCUAGGAAUGCGGGCCCUGGAGGCUGGCAUCAUGAGGUUCUCAGUGCCACCCUCCAUCAGCAGGAACUCGGCCAUGGUGAACGAACCCAGAGGGAAUGGCAGCCCCAACCCCUGCCUGGAGGGCAGCAGCAGCAGCGGCAUGGAGAGCCCCAAGGAUAGUUCGAGAUGUUCCUCGCCAGGGCUGGACCCUGAGCGGCACGAGAGACUCAGGGAGAAGAUGAGGCGGAGGAUGGAGUCCGGUGACAAGUGGUUCUCUCUGGAAUUCUUCCCUCCUCGGACGGCACAGGGCGCUGUCAAUCUCAUCUCAGGGUUUGACCAGAUGGGGGCAGGUGGCCCCCUCUUCAUAGAUGUGACCUGGCACCCAGCAGGAGACCCUGGCUCGGACAAGGAGACCUCCUCCAUGGCCAUCGCCAGCGCUGCUGUCAACUACUGUGGCCUGGAGACCGUGCUGCACAUGACCUGCUGCCGUCAGAGCCAGGAGGAGAUCACGGGCCAUCUGCACAAGGCCAAGCGGCUGGGCCUGAAGAACAUCCUGGCACUGAGAGGAGACCCUGUAGGUGACCAGUGGGAGGAGGAGGAAGGCUGUUUCCGCUACGCCACAGACCUGGUGAAGCUCAUCCGCAGCGAGUUUGGUGACUACUUUGACAUCUGUGUGGCAGGUUACCCCAAGGGCCACCCCGACGCCGAGAGCUUUGAGGACGACCUGAAGCACUUGAAGGAGAAGGUGUCUGCGGGAGCCGACUUCAUCAUCACCCAGCUUUUCUUUGAGGCUGACACGUUCUUCCACUUUGUUAAGGCUUGUUCCGCGAUAGGCAUCACCUGCCCCAUCCUCCCCGGAAUCUUCCCCAUUCAGGGCUACCACUCCCUGCGGCAGCUCGUGAAGCUGUCCAAGCUGGAGGUGCCGCAGAAGAUCAGGGAGGUGAUCGAGCCCAUCAAGGACAACGACGAAGCCAUCCGCAACUACGGCAUCGACCAGGCCGUGAGCCUGUGCCAGGAACUGCUGGCCAGUGGCCUGGUGCCGGGCCUGCACUUCUACACCCUCAACUGCAGGAAGGCCACCACCAAGGUGCUGAAGCGCCUGGGCAUGUGGGCCGAGGACCCCAGGCGUCCCCUGCCCUGGGCUGUCAGCGCCCACCCCAAGCGCCGGGAGGAAGAUGUGCGUCCCAUCUUCUGGGCCUCCAGACCGAAGAGUUACAUCUACCGCACCCAGGACUGGGACGAGUUCCCCAACGGCCGCUGGGGCCAUUCCUCCUCGCCAGCCUUCGGGGAGCUGAAGGACUACUACCUCUUCUACCUGACGAGCAAGGCCCCGAGGGAGGAGCUGCUGAAGAUGUGGGGGGAGGAGCUGACCAGUGAAGAAAGUGUCUUUGAAGUCUUUGUCCACUACCUCUCGGGGGAGCCAAACCAGAGCGGCCGUCAAGUCACUUGCCUGCCCUGGAAUGACGAGCCCCUGGCGGCCGAGACCAGCCUGAUGAAGGAGGAGCUGCUGCGCGUGAACCGGCAGGGCAUCCUCACCAUCAACUCCCAGCCCAACAUCAAUGGGAAGCCGUCCUCUGACCCGGUCGUGGGCUGGGGCCCCAGCGGGGGCUAUGUCUUCCAGAAGGCCUACUUGGAGUUCUUCACUUCCCGAGAGACGGUGGGGGCACUCCUGCAGGUGCUGAAGAAGUACGAGCAGCGGGUGAACUACCACAUCGUGGACGUGAAGGGUGAAAACAUCACCAAUGCCCCUGAGCUGCAGCCCAACGCUGUCACUUGGGGCAUCUUCCCUGGGCGAGAGAUCAUCCAGCCCACGGUGGUGGAUCCUGUCAGCUUCAUGUUCUGGAAGGAUGAAGCCUUCGCCCUGUGGGUGAAGCAGUGGGGCAAGCUGUACGACGAGGAGUCCCCGUCCCGUAUGAUCAUCCAGUACAUCCACGACAACUACUUCCUCGUCAACCUGGUAGACAACGAGUUUCCGCUGGACAACUGCCUGUGGCAGGUGGUAGAAGACACUUUUGAACUUCUCAACAGACCCGGAGCGAGAGGGGACAGGCUCUGUGACCCUGCACCCUGACAUCCUUGGGCUCCUACACUCCCUCACAUACAACGGCAGCCACGCUGGUGUGAGGCUCCGGGCUCUGGCUGGACCUGAGUCAGCCCCACACGGGACCUGGUGUUCCCUGCUCGGCCGGGAGAUUUUGCUCUUUUGUGGGGAGCACCUCCAUCCGCCCAGGACCACGGUGGGUGGACCACCAUCCUCCCUGAGAAGGGGAGGAGACUGGUUAUGGCUGACGGGGCCCUGGCACCAGGCAGCCUCUCAGAGCCAGCCUGAGACUGCCGGUGACCCUGCACUUGGGGCUAUGGAAGACGGGCAAAGCACACACGGGCAGCAGGCACGCUGCGGCAGAGUGAAGAUGCUGCUCCCUUCUGCCUCCGAGACGUUGGCAGCUGGGCACUUCCUACUUGUAACUGAAGGGCAGACACUACCCUGGGCACCAGGCUCCCGGAUGGGUCUGGGGCUGAAACCUAAUAAUACAAGCCGCCUCCUCCCUGGGGCCCGCAGGGCUUCACCUCCGCCAUGCUGCUUUAGGGAGCAGUUGUCUCUAUUCUGGUGGCGCCAGAGAUAAAGUCCCUCUUCAGGGCUCAAGCUGUCUGAUCUCUGUGCCUGGUGGAGCCUCCGCCUUCCCUUUUCUCUGCUGCCCGUUACCACCGAGGGCAAAGGCGAGGUCACAUGAGGUCACUCGAGCAGGGCUUCUGUUUUCCUGGCUUAGUGUUCAGGCAGGACCUCCUCCUGCCAGCUGCUCCGCCCUCUGCGCAUCCGGAAUCUGUCUGCCUGGCACUGCUCCCCAGGAAUCGGCCCUCAAGCUGCGCUGCCCAGGGUGGUGGCUGGCAGGUGCACGUGGGCUCUUUUCUGUCCCCGUCCCUGCCUGAGCUUAAGGGGGUGGGGGUGGGGGGCAUCCAAAGAGCAGCCUGUGGGCACAUCCCCUCCACGUCCGUCCAGGCUGCUGGGAGCCAGAGAAGCAGCUGGGACCAAGAAGGGCAGUUUAUUGGCAUUCAGAGCUCCCAGGGCUCUUCGGUGGGCUGAGCGCCCCGCGGCCUGCCAGUCUGCACUCCCUGGAAGGGGGUGGGGGCACAGUUCCUCCCUGGGAAGGCUGGGCUCCAUUCUCAUUUUCUGUCCAUGGCAACAAGUCCCGGCUUCAGCGGGCCCCUGCUCCACCUCGAGUCCGCCACACGCAGGGGGUGCUCCCUGGGCUCGAUGCCCACCUUAUUCUGGGGUCUCAACCUGCUGGUGGCCCCUCCUCAGGCCCCUGGCUGCCAGCUUCUGGUGCCACUUCUCAAAGGCCUGGAACCGGAGGGGAAGGAGAGGUUCUCCAGCUCCCUCCCAGGCCUGUGCUGUUUGUGCCCAGCUCCUUCGGUCCCGUGGGGAAUAGAGGUCCCUCCCUCUGCCCUAGGCGGGCAGGCAGCCGACCCUGCCCCCGGCCAAAUGCAGAGGCUCAGAAUAGAACGGACCUGUGACCUGGGAAGCUAUGCUCAGAGCACAUACGGGGAGUGCCGGGCAGGACCGGGCUGGGCACAGGGCCACCAGCUAUAUCCAGGGCUCCCGAAUCCAAGCUGGUUUCUCUACCCACACUGACCCUCCCCUGCAAAUGAAGGGGCCCAGGGAGGGCUUGCAGCUCAGAGGCGCUGGCUUUUGAAGGGCCUGCUGGGGGUUGGGGCUGCCCCGCCAGUACCUGAGAAAGGACCCAGCCCUCAGCUCGUUGCUGUAAUCGCAGAGCCACCCGCAGCUGUACGACCCGCCGCCGCCACGUGCGCCAGACCCAUCUCAGCCGCCACUGCCUGAGCUGUGGGGACAGGGUGCGGAGGCCCCACACUGGGCGACUGCUGCCUUGGGCACCUGUGCUCGCCGCGGCCCCCAGCCCCUCUGUGGCACCGGGACGAGGGUGCCACACACCACGAGGUGUGUGAACAGUGCAGAUUCCUGGGCCUGUCCCAGGUUUCAGACUGAGUAGGCCCAAAGGCCAUACUUGGAAAGACUUCAUUGUAGGGGUUAGGGUUGAGAAUAGCAUGAGAGGCUGGUGUGAGGGCCCCUCCCCACUCACCAGCGACCGCGCCAGCUCCUCUGCCCCCUGAGCAUCCACCCAGCAUUGCCAUGUCCCUGCCAGGCGCCUGGCCUGCUGGGAGCCCUGGAGCCGGUGGAGCAGGGCCUCCAGGCGCCAGCGUCGCAGGUAUUUCCUCCUGGGGAGAGAGGCCCUGUGUGCAUCCCGACUGACAGUCAAGAACAUCAUGACCCCUUGACGGCCAGGAGAAAGGGCUGAACCGUGGACUGGGCCCGCUCCUCCAGGAGCCUGCAGGGGCGAGCGCUGGCCAGAGAGGCCCAGCCCUGGCCACAGCUCAGGCCCCUCCGCCCUGGGCCCCCUCCCCACCCACUUCUCCAUGCAGUUGCUUACCCCAGCCGCCUCUUGUCCACCUGGCCUUCAGAGCUGCAGUCCCCUCCGGGCCCUGAAGGGGGCCAGCCCUGGGCCCUGGGUCCAGGCCUCUGCAUCCAGAGCUGGCCGGCACUGUGGCCUGGAAAGGGGAAUCGAGUCAGAAAAGGCUAACAUUCAGGGGGGCCAACUCCCCCUUAGCCCACCCCAGAGGCUGAGCGCACGAACAGGGGUGAGCGGCAAAAGGGGCUGAGUGAAGCGUGUGCCCCAUGUCCACCCACGCCUCCAGGCCCCGGGCUGCUGCCCAAGAGAAGUAACAGGUGGGGCAGGCAGGGCGGAUGUACUGUUUUCUGAAAAUGGCUGAGAUAUUCCUGAAGAGGAAAUGGGUGGUGGAAAUACAGGGAAAUACAUACAAUGGAUUCGCCCAG
Messenger RNA from Myotis brandtii (Brandt's bat), 4974 nucleotides. RefSeq names its product methylenetetrahydrofolate reductase (NAD(P)H) (gene MTHFR). The transcript has 14 exons. Gene Ontology annotation, biological process: tetrahydrofolate interconversion. Gene Ontology annotation, molecular function: methylenetetrahydrofolate reductase [NAD(P)H] activity; FAD binding. NCBI's taxonomy places the organism in Eukaryota, Metazoa, Chordata, Mammalia, Chiroptera, Vespertilionidae. The record is from RefSeq and is a predicted model, not a curated record. Bases 97 to 2196 code for a protein of 699 amino acids. Gene Ontology annotation, cellular component: cytosol.